UAGUACGUUAGUGUUUGAUAAAAUUUUAAUUACAAUGCAUAUCCGUUUAAUUGUUGCUUUAAUAUUAAGCUUAUGCUUCAUAGUGAAAGCUGAUGGUGCAACAAAUGUGAAAACUUGUGCCUUGGAGAGCUCCUGCAAAAAUGUGACUGAAACUAGCGCCAUCUGUCUGUGGGAAGAGGAAGCUGGCUGUAUACGUAAAUACGCAUCCUUAUGUCAUAUGUUAAUUGCAAGUUGUCGCAAACAAAUGGUGAUGAGUGAUUACAGUGACGUCUAUUGCUCAUUGGAGACAUAUUUAUGCGAGGAAUCGUCCUCAAACGAACGUUGGACUAUUUUCUACGGUCACGAAAAAGACUGAAUGCUAAAAACGCUACGAAAUCAAAUACAAUUU
Messenger RNA from Drosophila innubila, 388 nucleotides. RefSeq lists its product as uncharacterized. The transcript has 3 exons. The record is from RefSeq and is a predicted model, not a curated record. The coding region runs from base 35 to 355 and encodes 106 amino acids. NCBI's taxonomy places the organism in Eukaryota, Metazoa, Arthropoda, Insecta, Diptera, Drosophilidae.